UCCUGUGCCACUCAGUCUAAAGCCAGAGGCUGGAAGACCUUGGGAGACCUCGUCUUCUACCAGGCCCUCCUGAUGGCUUUAGGAGACAAUUGCAUGCAAGUCCAGUGAAGACACCAUGUUUCCUGGGAGGAGGAACCACAUUCUCCAUCUAAUGCCAGGAGGAUGGGUGGUACCACUGAUGCCAACCAGAGAACAGGGCUCUGAGAAGAGAGAACCCAGAGAGAUUCAUGGUUUGACAGAAGAGCUGGGAAAGUGAGGACAGAGACAAGGAUGAAGAUGGAACCACCCUGUGUGUAUUCUAUGUUACCUUGGACAAGCCAUUUACCUCACUGGACCUCUGUUUCCUCCCUACACUGCUGACUUCAUAGCUAAUGUGUGUGAAGGAGGGGGAGGAGGAAGAGGAGGAGGAGGUGAAGACAAUGACAAUGAAAAGAGACAGCCUGCCACCCCUUGGGAAAGAGACCCUGUGAGAUGCAAGCCUUCAGAAUCUGGGAUGUCAACCAGAAGACCUUCUACCUGAGGAAUAACCAACUAGUUGCUGGCUACUUGCAAGGACCAAAUACUAAAUUAGAAGAGAAGAUAGAUGUGGUGCCCAUCCUGCCCCACGCUAUGUUCCUGGGGAUCCAUGGGGGGAAGCUGUGCCUGGCCUGUGUCAAGUCUGGUGAUGAGAUCAAGCUCAGGUUGGAGCCGGUGAACAUCACUGACCUGAGCAAGAACAGGGAGGAGGACAUGCGCUUCGCCUUCAUCCGCUCCGACGACGGCCCCACCACCAGUUUUGAGUCGGCCGCCUGCCCCGGCUGGUUCCUCUGCACAGCGCUGGAGGCCGACCAGCCUGUGGGCCUCACCGACAGGCCCAAGGAGGCCAUCAAGGUCACCAAGUUCUACUUCCAGCAGGACCAGUAGUGGUGCUCAGCCUCCCUUGGCCCCGCUCCCAGCACAUCCAUGACUCCAGAGACGCCUCUCCAUCCUGCCUGGGGUCUCCUGGUUGUCGCGGGGCUCAGCAGAGUGGCCUUGGCCGAGGGGACCCUCGGAGGGAGAGACAAGAGCCCUGGGAAGAGGACUCUGUCUCCAGCCUCCUCCGCUCACCCAGCCUCUAUGCUGCCUCCAUGAGGCCUUUCUAAAGUGCAGAUGGAACCAUAGCCCUGCUCAAAGCCCUCAGGGUCGCCUUUGCCUUUCGGGAUAAAGUCCAGGCCCCCUGGCCAGUCCUGGCUCCUCCUCCUCCCUCACUCCAUCUGCAGGCCCCAGAUCCCUCAGGUCACUCACUGACGUUCCCGCAAGGGGCUCCUCUUCCUCCUUUUGCAAACUGGUGCUGCUCCAGGGGCAAGAUUUUUAGAGUCUGUGGCAAAAUGGAAAAUAAGGAUUUCCUGGUAUUUUUCUGAAUUAAGCCAACUUUGAAGGAGAGCCCUUUAUUUGGAGAUGAUGUCCUUUCUGGAAGGGGGCAGAAGAUUAAAAUAGUCCUAUCUUUAGGAAAUGAUGGUGAAAGGCGGUGAUAGCUUUUCCUUUUUUCUUUCUUAUUUUUGUGAUGCCCUAACCUGUAAAAAAUGAAAAAUUAGUGGACUAGGUUGGUCCCCUAGUUGUUUCCUUUCUGGAAUGCUCUUGGAAGUCUAGACCCCUUGGCCCAGGCCCCAAGCGCCCUCUCCACUCCAGACCUCCUGCACAUCCCUGCAGUGCUGUCCUCUCCCCCGCCCUCCCAUCAGCAUCCCCAGCUCCCAAGACACAGCACAAAUAUGACUUCUCCUGACCUCCUGGGAGGAAUGAAUCGCUCCUUGACCAUUUUAGCACCUCCGACACUCUGAGACUUUUUUGGAAGAUGUUGUGCCUCUGUCUGUCUCCCCACCAGCCCGGGAGCCUCUGAGAGCAGGUCUCAGGUCGCCACAGGGCUGAUCACAGGGCCUGGCCCUCAGCAGGUGCUCCGUGAAUGGGUGUUGUCUGUGUUGAGUGGAAAGUUUCCUAGUCUCUGUGACUUAAGCUUUGUUUUACAAUAAAACCUUGAAC
Messenger RNA from Hippopotamus amphibius kiboko, 1995 nucleotides. RefSeq names its product interleukin 1 receptor antagonist (gene IL1RN). Bases 472 to 903 code for a protein of 143 amino acids. Gene Ontology annotation, molecular function: cytokine activity; interleukin-1 receptor antagonist activity; interleukin-1 receptor binding. NCBI's taxonomy places the organism in Eukaryota, Metazoa, Chordata, Mammalia, Artiodactyla, Hippopotamidae. Gene Ontology annotation, biological process: negative regulation of interleukin-1-mediated signaling pathway; inflammatory response to antigenic stimulus. The transcript is spliced from 6 exons. The record is from RefSeq and is a predicted model, not a curated record.